Molecule: messenger RNA, 639 nt
Organism: Acanthamoeba castellanii str. Neff
Lineage: Eukaryota; Discosea; Longamoebia; Acanthamoebidae
Exons: 3
Coding region: 1-639 (212 amino acids)
Source: RefSeq, a predicted model, not a curated record
AUGUCUGGCACGGACCGCCCUGAGGUGCCCAGCAUCCUUGUGAGUUCGCCUACGCGUCAAGAGCACGAUCUGCCGGCCGAUGCGGGUGCCCGAACCCCCACCACGCCCUCCUCGCCUUUCUCCUCGGGUGCCCUCCCGACGUCGGCUGCACCUUCUCCCAGCGUCAGGGUGCCGCCUUCGCCCUUCAGCCCUCCCCUUUCUUCGCGCGCUCGGCCCACGCGCACCGCGGCGGGCGGUGCUUCGCCGCUGGCUUCACCCGCCUCGCCCGCGGCUGCCGACACUGUCUCUACAGUGACUUCCACCCUCAGCCGGUUCACAGCCCACCGCCCCUACCGCACCCCAGACAUGGGCCUCGAGGUGCUCCAGGUCGACGUGGACACUGCAAAGGUGAAUCCCACCUAUACGGUGCAUCUGGAGGGCGAGUGCACACUCAACACGACGCCGGAGACGAGGAAGGACAUUCAGGAGCAUCCGCGAGCCGCCCAGCUGCUCAAGGCUAACAAGGACCUGGUCAAGGGCUUCGCCGGCGCCACACUGAAGCUGCGAUUCGAUUUCGUGCACAAGGACACCAAGCAAAUGGAGCACCACUUCGCCACCGGCGUCGCUGUGGCUCCCAACCUCGUGCUGACUGUGAGGUGA